This is a messenger RNA of Melanotaenia boesemani (Boeseman's rainbowfish), 4473 nucleotides long. It is a transcript of the gene fam13a, whose product is annotated as family with sequence similarity 13 member A. The transcript is spliced from 25 exons. Gene Ontology annotation, biological process: signal transduction. The coding region runs from base 164 to 3400 and encodes 1078 amino acids. NCBI's taxonomy places the organism in Eukaryota, Metazoa, Chordata, Actinopteri, Atheriniformes, Melanotaeniidae. The record is from RefSeq and is a predicted model, not a curated record.
UUUUGGAGGAUUCAAAAGGCACAUUUUAAAAUCAAAGAAAUUCCCACCUUUGGGCACAGUUCAAGAGUGUCCUGCAACAGAGUGAGAAGAGGGGGAGAAGGGAGGAUAGCAGCAGUUUUUCCCCUCAUCUUUUCGCCUCUGCAGGCAUUUCUUCUGUGGAAAAAUGGGGGCAGGAGCUAUGACCAUCUGUCACAAUAAGACAGCAGUGCUGGUUAAAGAGGACAUGAAGAAGAUGGUCCAGAUACCCAUCCUGAGACCCAGAGCAGUGGCAGCCAAGCACACCAAACUGUUUGGAGCAUCCCUGUUUGAGCUGCAAGAGCAGGGCCUGGUGGAGGAUGGAGUGCCCCUGGUGGUACGGAGGAUGGUGGAGCAUCUCCGCAAGUAUGCACUGCAUCAGGAAGGUCUGUUCAGAGUAAAUGGCAACGUUCGCGCUGUGGAAACCUUAAAGCAGCGUCUGGAGAGUGGCGAUGAUGUGGACCUACUCUCUGAAUCAGAUCUGUGUACUGUGGCCAGCUUGCUGAAACGAUACCUCAGAGACCUGCCAGACGGUCUUAUAAACACAGAAGUCCAACAGGCACUGAUGCAGCACUACAAAGAAUGUGGGGAUGAUGGCUGCUGGUCAGAUAUGAGGCACCUGCUCCAACAGCUUCCAGACAUCCAGCACAGCCUCCUGCGUUACCUCUGCCACUUCCUCACUCUUGUGGAGAGCAACCACAAAGACAACCGCAUGACAGCCCACAAUCUUGCCACUGUGUUUGGACCCAGUGUCUUUCAUGUGGCUCCAAGCUUUGAAGCAAUAAAGGACCAAAACAUCUGCAAUAAGCUCAUGGUCAGAAUCAUCCAGAACUACAGCAGCAUCUUUGAGACCAACACAGAUAAAGACAAAGAGGACUACUCAGAAGAACGCCCUUCGCUCAUCAUUGUCAAGGAGGCACACGUGUUGGAUACAGACACAAAGAAGCAACCAAGACACCUCAGCGUAAACACAUCAACACCAAGGGUGAAAACUGAGCACCUAAAUCCACCAGAAAAUGUUGAACUUCUGAGCAAAUCCUGCACCAUCGGUCCAAAGACUAGGACACGGAAAAAGAAGGUAAGAAAGGGAAGGAAUGACAACUUGGCUAGUGUCCUGCCUCAGCCCAUCCUGUCCCCUGGGGUGCCCCACUCGCGGCCUUUCUCCAUACCAAUAGUUUUACCCCUGACCUCAGAGCUGAGGAGCCCCAGCCCAGAGCCGAUGGACACAACUUCUCUACCUCGCCAAGACUCUUCACACAAUCACUCACAGGUUGCUCACAUUGAUCUCAGCCUCUCAGGCAGUACGGAGGGCCUCAGCAGCUCCCAAGAUGAAGACAGGCCAAUAUCUCCUUUCUACAUGAGUAACCACCUCUCGCCUGUCCGCUGCAGACCAGACGUGGUAAAUUUUCUGGAUCAGACCAUACACUCAGCAGUGGAGCAGCACCUCUUUGACGUAAAUCCUUUCGCAGAUCAACAUUCAGAGAAUUGUGAGUUAACCACAUGUCCCUCAGGCCUAAAGGUGACUCCAACUGCACGACAGAGACGCCGGCAGCAGAGAGAACAACAGGUGGAGGGCUUGAGACACACAGAAAGGAACAGAGCUGCAUCCAUCAGAGCAGACAGCAACAAAGACAGCACCCCGUCAAGUGGUGGUAGCAGUUCAGGCAGCGUGGGGGAGGACACCGGCAGCAGUCUGGACUCACAGGGAGGCCAGACUGGUCAUGCUGAGCGAACCCCCAAGGCCAGGAAAUCAAAACAUAACCUUACUCCAGUGCAGCUCGCUAGCAACCAACAGAAAAUCAGAGAAUGUGUUGGUGAAAGACCUCAUGAAAAACACAUGGACACACUUCACAAAGGGAAUGACAUUUCAAGAAAAGUUGUCCUUGGAUCUGCUUUACAGACGCUAAGGAUGAAGAUCCAGGAGUCGCCCGUUAACUGUGAGACGGGGAGAGUCGGAGAGGUGCGAGGCUCGGACCCGGACUGCGAGAAGACAAGCUGCGAGGACGUGCCCCGGCUGGACUUGACAGCACUGACUGAGGACAACAACUGGGGAGAACCAGUCCCAGCGUACUCGCUGCAGAGGGAGAGCAUGGACCAAGAGGAAGCCCGGCUGUCUCCUCACGCAGGAGGACGUCUGAUCCGCCAGCUCCUGGAGGAGGACAGCGAUCCAAUGGUCUCUCCUCGUUUCUAUGCCUACGGACAGAGCCAGCAGUACCUAGAUGACACAGAAGUGCCUCCUUCACCGCCGAACGCACACUCUUUUAUCAGUCGCAGGCGGAGUUCAUCUCUCGGCUCCUGUGACGAUGAAAGAGAGGAGCUGACCUCCGCCCAGCUCACAAAGAGGAUUCAUGUACUGAAGAAAAAGAUCCAAAGGUUUGAGGAGAGGUUUGAGGAGGAGAGAAAAUACAGGCCCUCCCACAGUGAUAAAGCUACAAACCCAGAGGUGCUGAGAUGGGUCAAUGAACUAGCCAGGCUUCGCAAGGAGCUAAAAGAACAUAAACUCAUGAAGUCUGAAGAGGACCUGCCACCGCUGACCCGCCAGCGCAGUAACACCCUGCCUAAAAGCUUCGGCUCUCAGCUGGACAAGAAGCCCCAGCAAGAGAAGGCUCCGAAGCCACCGGUGGAGAGCACGCUGGAGUCCAUUUUAAAGAAGCUGCAGGAGAAACGGGAGGAGGUGAACCGACCAGAGGACAUCAAGGAUAUGACACGGGAGCAAAUCGCAGCUGAGAAAGUUGCCCUGCAGAAAGCUCUUCUCUUCUAUGAGAGCAUACAUGGCAGACCAGUGACCAAGAGCGAGAGGCAAAUCAUGAAGUCGCUAUACGACAGAUAUCGCCUGGUGAAGCAGAUUCUUUGCAGAGCCUCCACCAUCCCAGUAAUAGGCUCUCCCUCCAGCAAGCGCAGAGGUCCCCUCCUUCAGCCCAUUAUCGAGGGUGAAACCGCACUUUUCUUCGAUGAUAUCAAGGAGGAAGAGGAUGGCUCAGAGGACGACGGAGACACAAAAACUCAGGUCACGAUAACCGUUCGGCAAGACCUCAACAUGCUCAGCCUGCUGGACCACACGGAAGAGGAAGUCGAUGGUUUCAUCUCACCUGUGGACGAACUUUCGCCCUCAAAGAACACGACAGACAUGAGGCUUUCCAACCUACACUCUGCCACCGUGCAGGAGCUUGUGGAGCAGCUUCAGGAGGCCAGAGAGGAGAAGAAGAGGAUCCGCAAGAACCUGAAAGAGUUUGAGGACCAGUUCUUCAGACAGAAUGGAAGAACUGUCCAGAAAGAGGACCGCUCCCCUCUGGCUGUGGAGUACCACGAAUACAAGCAUGUCAAAGCCAAACUGCGGCUGCUGGAGGUCCUCAUCAGCAAAAGAGACUCUACUAAGUUCAUUUGAGAUCUAAUAAUAAAAGACUAAUAGAGGACUUGUGAUCAGUUAAACAUCUCAUCUGACAAGAAAAGGUGGGAUAUUCUUUCUUGUGAUGCUGCUGUUGGAACGACCUUCCUGAAGGCACGUUGAUUGGUUCUGGGUCCCCCUCCAACACCCACAGACAGCUGCCCACCUGCAACUGGCUCAUAGACCUCAAUCUUCAAACGAGGAUGUUCCUCCAGACAAAACAUGCGCACAAAUAACCCGAAUUACACUUAUUUUGCUGAUAAUUUAUUUCUGCCAUUUUGAAAGUUUUAAAGUAACAGAAACAUUAUUUUUUUCUCAUGUUUAACUGUAGAAAUCGUUGAAAAUAGACCUUAGUGAUAAUUAUUGCUAUUUUUGAAGGAUUCUGCAAUGAAGAUGAGUAUUUAUGGGUUUCUUUGUUUUAUUUCCUAAGGGAGAUUUUACUAUUUGUACAACUUAACAGUAUUCACUUAAUGAAUAACUUGUUUUUAUUUCAGUCCUGACCACCAUAUUCUGUCUGAAAUAGUCAUUUGGCUUCUUUAGAAGUUUAUCCAGUACUUGCUCUCUAAAAAAAAAAAAAAAAAAAAAAAAAGUGGUUUCCUCCUUCACUACAACACAAAGGCAGUGGAAACAGCGAACCAAAUCUUCUUCAAUGAAACAGCUUGUUUUUGUGACCACUGAUGCUUACUUCAGCAUUUGACUUUAUGUUGUUUGCACACACUAACACAGACAAGGCCAGACGAGUGGGGAGAAGAGAGAUGGCUGCUCUGUGUGUGUGUGUGUGUUUGUGUUUGUGUGUGUGUGUGUGUGUGUGUAUGUGUGUGUGUGUGUGUAUGUCUCCCUUUCGUCAUCUCCAGAGCUUGUAUGUAUUUCUGUAAAUAUGGAUCACUAAGUAUGUUUACAUUUCUGUGAGCAAGUACCUUUCUCCUUUCUUUCUCCGAAAUGGAUGAUUAUCAGUGUGAAUUUUGUUUUCACUGAACGUAAACACUGGCUAAGCUUGAUAAAUCCUGAGUGUGUACAUUUUAGUACAUAAAUUGUAUUUUGUAUAUAAUAUGAAUGAAAUAUUUUUACUGACA